Tarenaya hassleriana is the source of this 2404-nucleotide messenger RNA. RefSeq lists its product as uncharacterized. Lineage: Eukaryota; Viridiplantae; Streptophyta; Magnoliopsida; Brassicales; Cleomaceae. The transcript is spliced from 16 exons. Gene Ontology annotation, cellular component: nucleus. Gene Ontology annotation, biological process: nuclear DNA replication. The record is from RefSeq and is a predicted model, not a curated record. The coding region runs from base 350 to 2248 and encodes 632 amino acids.
UGCAAAUGCUCAAAAUUUCCUUCUCUCUCUCUCUCAUAGAGACACACACAGAGUCGUCUCAGUGUCUCUGGUCUCCACAGACUGCCCCCCUCUCGCCAGGCUCGGCGUCUACGCCGCUCUGACCGUCACCACUGAUGCACCGGCGUCAGGGAAAAGCCAUCGAGUGUAAUCGAUUUCGAAAACCCUAGCGCUGGGAAUCUGUUUGGGGCAAAACAAGGGUUUAAUGCGACGAAUCGGCCAGCGAUCUUCGUAUGAGUUCCCAAGUUGUUUGGGCUCGGAGCCGUGUUGAUUUACUGAGUGGGGUUUCAGUAGGUGAUUUGAAUGGUAAGGAAGCAAAAUCUUGUGGGAGAUGGCGAAAGUAGUUGCUGCUAGUGCUUUGGACUCACGUUCUCUUAAGAUUGGUGGAGGUGCGAAGGUUGCACCGAUGACUAGGAGGAAGACCCCCUCAGAACUGAGAGGGGAGCAGUUGAAGCGGAGUGGUUUGAAAGGCCAAUCUAAUGAAUCUUUUGAUGUGCUGCUCCGGGGUUGCAAAAGUGCUACUGAAAUGGAUAAUAAACUCCAGAAACAAGAACAGUUGAAGAACCCCAGAUACAGAGAGAUGCGUAUGGAUGAAUUGUAUCCUGUCAAAAAGGCUAGGACUUGGAUGCCUUCUGUAAAAGAAGACUCCAAGGAAAACAAUGUGAAAGAGCAACUCAAUAGCCUAAAGAAUGUCUCUUUGAUUACAAAUGUUGCAGCCAACAAAAGGCAACAGAUUGUGUGCAGUGAACAGGACAAUACUGCUUCAGAAGUUACUGAUGAUGUUAAGGUCCAGUUUUGUCAAACAGUUGAGAAAUGCAGCCAGAGUAGUUUUCGCAGUGUCACGGAAUUGUCAACUGGUGGUGAAGGAUCAUCAAGCUUGGCUGCUAUUGAUAUGAACAAAGCACUGAAAGCACUGGCAACUUGUGAACCAUUGCUGGGGCGAUCUGACGAGUCAUCUGGGAAAUCUGAUAAUCCUUCACCAAGUGGGAAUUUCGUGUCUGAGUUCCAUUUAACCGGGGAAAAGAUUCCUCUGGACCUAUGUUUGAAGACAUAUAUGAGACUCGUUUCCUCUUCCCCAGUAACAUGGUUUCAUAGGUCAAUCAUGGGCAGUACCUACAAUGGCUUGCCUCAGUUGAAAUCGCCAUCUGGUAAUGCGUUAAAUCAUGAUUCAAGCAGUAGUUCUGGGUCUGCAGUGAUCCCCCAGGUGCUGAAUUCCUUAGCACUGCACUCAUGGGUUCAUCCUCAAUCCACUCUGCCACCCUUUAUCAUUUCAGCGUUGGCAGCAUCAGGACAAGACAUGGCUGAAGUUGAUUUCUUAAGAGAUCGUCAUUCAGCAUGGGAAGACGCUUUUCGAAGUCUGUACUUUAUGCUUCGAAAGAAUCUCUGCAACAUUUUCUAUGUCUGUACUUCACAGUUUGUGGUAUUGUUUACUGCUCACGGUGGCUCUGAGGGUGCCAAGCGCUCAUGCAAUGGUUAUAUCACACAAUCAACUAGAAGAUUGAGAGCCUUGCUUAAAGAACUUGACAUUAGUUAUUCCAUGCCUCUUUGCCGAAGUAAAAUGGAGCAGGUCACUACAGAAGAUCUUGUUGAACUCUCAGAGAUGGAGAAACAUAACUUAGGCCAGACUCGUCACCGAAGCUCGUUCUCAGACAUAGAUAAUACUCCAGAGUCUUUGUUGGCUUUUAUCGGAAAUGAGAGCAUACAUUGCUUGUAUGACCUGCUGUUAAAUUAUAGGUCGUCUCUGGGAUUUUUGCCCACGCUCGAUGUUCCUGUAUUAUAUUCACCAGUGCCAUUUCAGAACGCCGCACUGUCCUCUCCCGAGAUCAAGUGUACAGAGAUGGUAAGAACAGAACAUACAGGUGCUGCACCUAUGAGAACGUAUCCACAAGACAGCGAUUACGGGAAAACAACAUCUCACGAUCGUUACUGUAUGAUCGAGAUCAAGGGCGCAUAUCUUCCUCCGUGGAUUAUUAGUAAUGUCUGCUCUAUUGUGGGUUCUGAUGGAAGAGACUUCGAAGCCAGUUUUGUGACGGAGCAAACCUCAAAUGGAUUAAACGUAGCUCUUCCAGAGAAAACCGACCCAGAAUCCCGAGCCGUAGAAGGCAAAGGACGAACCAACGACGUGUUUGGCAUUACUGGAGCGACGUUCUGCCAUCAGCUCCGGUCAGGCCAACUAAAAAGCUUCAAGUACUGCAACCAGUCUUACAUGGUUUCACUGUCCCCGUUGUGAUUUUCCAAUGGUUUUGUAAUUUAUAGUUUUUUGGAUGGACACUUAAACAUUUGGUGUCAAAUGCAUCAGAGAAGCAUUUACAAAAUUUGUAUUGUUAAAAAUACAACACGGAGGUGUCGUCCACGGCCUGGGACGUGACGUACACGGCGUUCAAGA